AUGUCGAUUGACUGGAUCUGGAACAAGCAGCGCAGAUAUCACUAUCGGUCUCUCAGCAAAGUUCAAUCCGAAUCGCGACCACUCACUUUGAAGGCUAGCUCGCUGCAUGACAGUCGCCUGCAGUGCAUACUCGCUCACGUUAGUCAUGACUGGAUGCGAGAGCAUGAAUACGAGACCAUAUCUUACUGUUGGGGUGACCGCAUCCGUACUUCAAUCAUCGAAGUUGAUGGCAGGACUCUGCGUAUACCUCCAAGCGCGGAGCAAGCACUGCGUAGGCUGCGCAACCCCUCUUCAGACAGAGUCGUGUGGAUUGCCUCUGUGUGCAUAGACCAAGCUGAUGUCCACGAGCGCAGCCAGCAAGUCAGUUACAUGCAUUUUAUUUACAGACACGGGCGAAGCAACCUGAUAUGGCUGGGAGAGGAUGACGGUACCAUAUCAGAGGCUGCGCAUGCAUUGAAGAUGCUCGUCGAGGAGCUAGAGUCGGACGUCAUUGACCUACAGUCACUAUGCGACACGCUGUACGGUUCUGCAGGCUUUAUCAUGUUCUCGGGCACCGGAUUCGGAACAACCUUUUCGCACGACGCAGUAUUGGGUCUUUACUGUCGGCCAUGGUUUAGCAGAUUGUGGAUUGUGCAGGAGAUCACCCUCGCCCGAUGCAACGUCUGCUUUUGUGGAGAAUAUGAAUUUGAUCUUCUCUACAUCCUGCGAGCCGCGCAGUGGCUAUAUCUUAAGCAACGAUUCCUGUCGCCAGGUCAUCAGAACCCUGCACAACUGAGUGCGGUCAGAACUGCAGUCGUCCUGGCAGGCUACGUGGAUCCAUUGACAGGUUGGUUUGCGUACAAUGAAUCGUGCCACUUCGCAGACCUUCUCACCAGCUUGGAUUCGUUCAAUACUAGGGAGCCUCAAGACCAGGUUUUUGCUUGUCUCGGUAUUUAA
Fulvia fulva is the source of this 936-nucleotide messenger RNA. RefSeq lists its product as uncharacterized. Lineage: Eukaryota; Fungi; Ascomycota; Dothideomycetes; Mycosphaerellales; Mycosphaerellaceae. The transcript has a single exon. The coding region runs from base 1 to 936 and encodes 311 amino acids. The record is from RefSeq and is a predicted model, not a curated record.